Molecule: messenger RNA, 687 nt
Organism: Cryptomeria japonica (Japanese cedar)
Lineage: Eukaryota; Viridiplantae; Streptophyta; Pinopsida; Cupressales; Cupressaceae
Product: inactive protein RESTRICTED TEV MOVEMENT 2-like
Exons: 4
Coding region: 1-687 (228 amino acids)
Biological process (GO): response to hydrogen peroxide; protein folding; response to heat
Source: RefSeq, a predicted model, not a curated record
AUGGAUCCACUGGAUUUCACAUCCAAUAUGUGGGAUCUCAUAUUCCCCAUUCAUAUUUAUGUGGAUUGGCUUGAUACCGAUGAAGCCCACAUCUUCAAAGCUAACUUGCCUGGAUUGAAAAAAGAAGCCCUGAAAGUUCAAGUGGAAGAGGAACGUGUUAUCCUCAUAAGUGGAGAGUUUAAGAGGGAUGAGGCAGACCAAAAUGACAAGUGGCAUCGUUUGGAGAGAUCACAUGGAACUUUCUCUCGCCACUUCCGCCUGCCAAAGAAUGCCAUGAUGGAUCAAGUGAAAGCCAACCUGACAAAUGGAGUACUGACUGUGACAAUUCCUAAGGUGGCUGAGAUAUCUGGAGCAUUUGGAUUUGAGCGCCAAUUUCUUGAGUGGCGUUAUACCCACAGAGUUAAUGCUGCCAUUGAAGAAGAAAUUGUCCUUAUUCACACAAACAAUACUUUCCUUUCGCCAUACUAUUCGGAACAAUUAGCAGGCGACAUAGCGCAAGAAGACCAAAGCAAAAAAACUUCCGCCGGCAUCAGCUCGAGAAUUAGGAGGCUCUGCAAUACGAAGAAAUUACAAUCCCUGAACCAACUUCGCUAUCGGUGUAUUGAAAGAAAAAUUCAGAUCGCGCUGCGAAAGAUCGCUGCUGGAGAUGUUCACUGUUUGAAGAAUGCUGGAAGGCCUGUGUCGUAA